GGGGUGGUGAAACCAGUCAGUCCCCAUCCUGCUCCAGUGCCCCACAUGUUGCAGGUUGGGUUAUAAAGCCUCUCCCACCCCAGCGCUCAGCACUUCUGCAGCCUCCUGCACAGCUUUCCCUGGCGAACACUGGUAGAAUUAACAUCACCUCCAAGAUGUCUCAUUAUCAGCACAAACAGCCCGUGAGCCUUCCCCCUGCCUUUAACCAGGAGCAGUGUAAGCAGCCCCUGCCCCAGAUCCCUGUCCCUGUCCCACAGGAACAAGUGAAGCAGUCCACACCAGUACCUGCGCCAUGCCCAGUGCCUGAGCAAGUCCCAGGCGUGCAAGAAGAGCCUGUGAAGAGAGUUCCUGUUCUUAUUCUACAGCCACAGCAGAAAGGAGAUCAGCAACUGGAACAGCACAGGGAACAUAGAGAAGAGCAGCAGCUGGAAGAGCAGCUGGAGCAACAGCUAGAACAUAAGCAAGUGGAGCAGCUGGAAGAGCAGCUGGAGCAACAGCUGGAAAAUAAGCAAGAGCAGCUAGAACAUAAGCAAGUGGAGCAGCUGGAAGAGCUGGAAGAGCAGCUGGAACAUAAACAAGAACAGCAGCUGGAAGAGCAGCUGGAAAAGCAGCUGGAACAUAAACAAGAGCAGCAGCUGGAAAAGCAGCUGGAGCAGCAGCUGGAGCAGAAGGAAGAGCAGCAGCUGCAGCCACGGCAGGAGCCUCAGGGGUGCAUUGACGUUCUCAACCCCAUCAAAGAGCCUGAGCAGGUCCCACAGGCUCCAGAAAAGUGCUUCCCUCCCGUGGAGCAGCAGCAGCAGAAGCAGCAGGUGCACUGGCCCUUCAAACAAUAACUUUCCCCAGCUCCCCCCACCCCAGGACCUCUUCUCCCUCCAAAAUGAGGAGUUAGAGAGAGAAAGAGACACGGCCCAGGCUUACCUCAUGCUUUCCCCAGCCUAGGUGGUCCGCCUCAUCCUCAGAAUGUCCCUGACUCCCUUCCUCUCUUUGUACAUUUCGUGCAUCUCUAGGACAGGAGGCAGGCACUGAAAGAGGGGAGACCAUUCUCUCCCUUGUCCUGUCUUCCCCCGCCCCCAUCCCAACCUCAUCUGCACCUUGGGAAUUGAGCCUCUACUCAGUGGAUUGUGUAACCUUUGUGGUGUCAUAAAUAUCAUCCUUAAGUUUUGUGUCCUGCUAAAGUGUCUAUGUGUGACUCUCUUGAUGUGAGUGGGCAUUUGUGCUCCUACCAAUAAAUCUUGGAAUCCCUAAAA
Messenger RNA from Vombatus ursinus (common wombat), 1247 nucleotides. RefSeq names its product involucrin (gene IVL). The record is from RefSeq and is a predicted model, not a curated record. The transcript is spliced from 4 exons. Bases 156 to 833 code for a protein of 225 amino acids. Lineage: Eukaryota; Metazoa; Chordata; Mammalia; Diprotodontia; Vombatidae.